AUGCAAGAAGAAGAGACUGUCCUCACGGGCAGCCCCAAGCUGACGCCUUUUCCAGCACUGCGCAAGAGCCGGGUUUCUUCAGGAGCAUCAUUUGGUGAUAUCUACCGAGAACCAGCUUAUGUGGAUGCUGUCCAGGGCGGGAGUAACACUCUGCCGGGACCGCGGGGGCGGCUGGGCGGGAAAGGCCGGCUGGGACCGGCUGGGACCGGCUGGGACCGGUUACGGGGCGGUGCCGCGCACAGCCCCGCCCCCUCUCCCCGCGCUGGGGCACGGCCGUGCCCACAGCGCCCCCUGGGGAAGCGGGCGGCCGCGAUCGACGAGCUCGGCCGCUCGACGGAGGGUCCUGCUCGGCGGUGCGGAGUGCGACUGUCUCUGCCGGAAGCGGGGCGGUUGUCGCCGGUGCUGGGGGGGGAGGAGGAGGCGGCGGCGGCGGCGGAGCAGCAGCAGUUCUACCCGCGGAGCUCCAUCGAAGAUGACUUCAACUAUGGCAGCAACGUGGCCUCGGCCAGCGUCCAUAUCCGCAUGGCUUUUCUACGCAAAGUCUACAGCAUUCUUUCCAUUCAAGUUCUUUUGACCACAGUCACAUCUGCAAUUUUUCUGUACUCUACUGGAGUGCAGGCAUUUGUUCAUGAAAGGCCUGCCUUGCUUUUGAUAUCUGCAUUUGGAUCUUUGGCUAUAAUCGUGGCACUGACCAUCUACAGACACCAACAUCCUGUUAACUUAUACCUGCUUUUUGGAUUUACCCUACUGGAAGCACUGACAGUUGCCAUUACAGUGAGUUUCUAUGAUGUGUCCAUUGUGUUGCAAGCCUUUAUUCUUACUACUGCUGUAUUUCUUGGACUGACGGCAUAUACCUUGCAGUCAAAGAGAGACUUCAGCAAAUUUGGAGCAGGCCUCUUUGCUUGUUUGUGGAUUUUAAUCUUCUCGGGUUUCUUGAGGCUGUUUUUCUAUAGUGAGACGAUGGAGUUGGUGUUUGCUGCUGCUGGAGCUCUUCUGUUCUGUGGAUUUAUUAUUUAUGACACGCAUUUGCUCAUGCACAAAUUAUCCCCUGAAGAAUAUAUAUUGGCUGCAAUCAAUCUCUACUUGGACAUCAUCAAUCUGUUCUUACACCUGCUGCGUUUACUGGAGACAUUUAAUAAAAAAUAGUCAAAAGCGGUGUUGUUUGACUAUCGCGUAUAUAAAGUUAAGCGUUUGAAUGAUCUGUAAACUGUGUAGUUCUGUCUUCUGGAGACUGAAUCUUUAUUACUUUUUCAUUCCAUGAAUACUGAUCCCUUCUUGGGG
Messenger RNA from Haliaeetus leucocephalus (bald eagle), 1281 nucleotides. It is a transcript of the gene TMBIM4, whose product is annotated as transmembrane BAX inhibitor motif containing 4. Gene Ontology annotation, cellular component: membrane. Gene Ontology annotation, biological process: negative regulation of apoptotic process. Bases 1 to 1146 code for a protein of 381 amino acids. The record is from RefSeq and is a predicted model, not a curated record. Lineage: Eukaryota; Metazoa; Chordata; Aves; Accipitriformes; Accipitridae. The transcript is spliced from 9 exons.